AGCAGAUUGUGUGCAAGGUGGAAGCUAGCAACUCGUAGUGACCGUGAGAUUUAAUAGACCUAAUUUAGGCGAAAUUAUUUGAAUCUACUUUCUUGGUUCGGUAAUAGUAUAGCAAUCUGGUGUUUGCAAGUCGAGAAAAAUGUUAAGCAUAGCAAAAACAGUUUCGCGAAGCCUGUCCUCAAGCUGUGUUCGAGGUGUACCAUCAUUAGUAAAAAAGGCUUGCUGGAAUCGGUUGUCGGAACAUGUUAUUCAGACUGCAUCCAGACGUGAAUAUGCUUCAGAAGCAAUCAAAGGAGCAGUGAUUGGAAUUGACCUGGGGACCACAAAUUCUUGUGUGGCUGUCAUGGAUGGAAAACAAGCAAAGGUGCUUGAAAAUGCAGAAGGUGCAAGGACAACUCCAUCAGUUGUAGCCUUCACAGGUGAAGGGGAGAGACUGGUGGGUAUGCCAGCUAAAAGGCAAGCUGUCACUAAUCCAAACAACACACUCUAUGCAACCAAACGCCUGAUUGGGAGACGCUUCGAUGACCCCGAAGUACAGAAAGAUUUAAAGAAUGUCCCCUAUAAGAUAGUACGUGCCUCCAAUGGAGAUGCCUGGAUAGAGGCACAUGGAAAACUGUACUCCCCUAGCCAGGUUGGGGCCUUUAUUCUGAUAAAGAUGAAAGAGACUGCAGAGAAUUAUUUGGGCCAUAUGGUGAAGAAUGCUGUCGUGACUGUACCAGCCUAUUUUAAUGAUUCUCAGAGACAGGCAACAAAAGAUGCUGGCCAGAUUGCAGGUUUAAAUGUGCUCAGAGUCAUCAAUGAGCCUACAGCGGCUGCUCUUGCAUAUGGACUUGAAAAGACUCAGGACAAGGUUAUUGCUGUGUAUGAUCUCGGAGGAGGCACCUUUGACAUCUCGAUUUUGGAGAUCCAGAAAGGAGUUUUUGAAGUAAAAUCUACCAAUGGUGACACAUUUUUAGGAGGGGAAGAUUUUGAUCAGUAUCUGCUAAGGCAUAUAGUGAAAGAGUUCAAGCGAGAGUCAGGUGUGGACCUAACCAAAGACAACAUGGCAUUGCAACGAUUGAGGGAAGCAGCUGAGAAAGCAAAGUGUGAGCUUUCAUCUUCUCUGCAGACCGACAUCAACUUACCUUACUUAACAAUGGACAGCUCUGGUCCCAAACACUUAAACAUGAAACUUACCCGUGCCCAGUUUGAAGGUAUUGUGGGAGAUCUAAUUAGAAGGACUGUGGCCCCAUGUCAGAAGGCCAUGCAAGAUGCUGAUGUUUCUAAGAGUGACAUUGGAGAAGUCCUACUGGUUGGAGGCAUGACUCGUAUGCCAAAGGUACAGCAAACAGUACAGGAUCUGUUUGGUAGGGCCCCCAGUAAAUCUGUUAACCCAGAUGAAGCUGUGGCUAUUGGGGCAGCCAUCCAAGGCGGUGUAUUGGCUGGAGAUGUGACAGAUGUUCUCCUGCUGGAUGUCACUCCCCUCUCUUUAGGAAUUGAAACUCUGGGAGGUGUGUUUACCAAACUUAUAAACCGGAAUACGACCAUUCCCACCAAAAAAAGCCAGGUGUUUUCUACUGCUGCUGAUGGGCAAACACAAGUAGAAAUUAAAGUUUGCCAAGGUGAGCGUGAAAUGGCAGUGGAUAAUAAGGUCCUUGGACAAUUCACACUGGUUGGCAUCCCUCCUGCUCCACGUGGUGUCCCACAGAUUGAAGUUACUUUUGAUAUUGACGCUAAUGGAAUUGUGCAUGUUUCUGCUAAAGACAAAGGCACUGGACGGGAACAGCAAAUUGUCAUCCAGUCCUCUGGUGGUCUCAGUAAGGAUGACAUUGAGAACAUGGUUAAGAAUGCUGAAAAAUAUGCAGAGGAAGACCGGAAGAGAAAGGAUCGUGUUGAGGCUGUUAAUAUGGCUGAAGGCAUUGUCCAUGAUACAGAGUCAAAGAUGGAGGAGUUUAAGAACCAGCUUCCUACUGAGGAGUGCGUGAAGCUUCAGAAUGAAAUUACUAAAGUGAGAGAGCUACUUUCAAGAAAGGACCUUGAGACUGGUGAAAACAUCAAGCAGGCUGCCACAGGUCUACAGCAAGCAUCUUUAAAGCUCUUUGAGAUGGCUUAUAAAAAGAUGGCAUCAGAGAGAGAAGGCAGCACUGGCAGUUCAAACGGAACGGAGACCGGAGAAAAAAAGGAAGGACAACAAUAGAGCCUUGAAAAGCCGUUGGUUAUACUGGGACUGGAGACGGACAUCUUAGUCUUCAGUUAUUCUUAUAUACUGCUUUCACAGUAUCCCAUUUCUUAUUGUAUUACCAUUGCUGAAGUUAAUUUCAUGUGUCCUAUUCAGGUGACAUUGAUUUAAUUAUUGUUAAUGUAGGUUUCUACUUGUGUUGUCAGAUUACUGCUUUUGACAUUUGUAUUAAAAAUUGUAAAUGUUUCCCGCUCACAAUAAAGCAUGAGUGCUUUUUUAUGUUCCGA
Molecule: messenger RNA, 2445 nt
Organism: Tachysurus fulvidraco (yellow catfish)
Lineage: Eukaryota; Metazoa; Chordata; Actinopteri; Siluriformes; Bagridae
Gene: hspa9
Product: heat shock protein 9
Exons: 17
Coding region: 140-2176 (678 amino acids)
Biological process (GO): protein refolding; cellular response to unfolded protein
Cellular component (GO): mitochondrion; cytoplasm
Molecular function (GO): ATP-dependent protein folding chaperone; ATP hydrolysis activity; misfolded protein binding
Source: RefSeq, a predicted model, not a curated record